Messenger RNA from Aspergillus sclerotioniger CBS 115572, 963 nucleotides. RefSeq names its product cyclin-dependent serine/threonine-protein kinase CDC28 (gene nimX). The annotation marks the transcript as partial. The record is from RefSeq and is a predicted model, not a curated record. Gene Ontology annotation, molecular function: cyclin binding; ATP binding; cyclin-dependent protein serine/threonine kinase activity. Gene Ontology annotation, cellular component: nucleus; cyclin-dependent protein kinase holoenzyme complex; cytoplasm. The transcript is spliced from 4 exons. Gene Ontology annotation, biological process: protein phosphorylation; signal transduction; G1/S transition of mitotic cell cycle. NCBI's taxonomy places the organism in Eukaryota, Fungi, Ascomycota, Eurotiomycetes, Eurotiales, Aspergillaceae.
AUGGAGAACUACCAGAAAAUCGAGAAGAUUGGUGAAGGAACGUAUGGUGUCGUUUACAAGGCUCGCGACCUCACUCAUGGCAACCGCAUUGUGGCUCUGAAGAAGAUUAGGCUGGAGGCGGAGGAUGAAGGCGUUCCAAGCACAGCCAUCCGCGAAAUUUCCCUGCUCAAGGAGAUGAGCGAUCCCAACAUUGUGCGACUCUUCAACAUCGUCCAUGCCGAUGGCCACAAGCUCUACCUCGUCUUCGAAUUCCUCGACCUCGACCUCAAGAAGUAUAUGGAGGCUCUUCCUGUCAGUGAAGGUGGACGUGGCAAAGCUCUCCCCGAAGGUUCUGCUUUGAGCAAGAACAUGGGUCUCGGGGAUGCUAUGGUCAAGAGGUUCAUGGCUCAACUAGUCGAGGGAAUUCGUUAUUGCCACAGCCACCGGAUUUUGCAUCGUGAUCUCAAACCCCAGAAUCUUUUGAUUGACCGUGAUGGUAACCUCAAGCUGGCGGACUUUGGCUUGGCGAGAGCGUUUGGUGUUCCUCUGAGGACUUACACCCAUGAGGUUGUAACUCUCUGGUACCGCUCUCCUGAAAUUCUUUUGGGUGGCCGUCAAUACUCCACCGGAGUUGAUAUGUGGUCUUGUGGUGCCAUCUUUGCAGAGAUGUGCACUCGCAAGCCACUCUUCCCCGGUGACUCUGAAAUUGACGAGAUCUUCAAAAUCUUCCGACUCCUCGGUACUCCGGAUGAAAAUGCCUGGCCCGGCGUCACUUCCUUCCCCGACUUCAAAUCGACGUUCCCCAAGUGGAAACGUGAUGAAACGCGGGCACUGGUCCCUGACCUCGAAGAAGAUGGUCUGGACCUCCUCGAUGCCCUGCUCGAGUAUGACCCAGCACGUCGUAUCUCAGCCAAACAAGCCUGCAUGCACCCCUACUUUAAAAACGGCAGCGCUUUCUAUUCCGGACGCACCCGGAGAAAUGGA